Hordeum vulgare subsp. vulgare (domesticated barley) is the source of this 1704-nucleotide messenger RNA. Its product is annotated as pre-mRNA-splicing factor cwf23-like. The transcript has 4 exons. Gene Ontology annotation, molecular function: RNA binding. Bases 377 to 1288 code for a protein of 303 amino acids. The record is from RefSeq and is a predicted model, not a curated record. Lineage: Eukaryota; Viridiplantae; Streptophyta; Magnoliopsida; Poales; Poaceae.
UCCAUCACCACGCUGAAAUAUCACAUCUCGCAUGUUCUUAAUCUUCCUCUGUUCGGAACGUUCUGAAUUUUUGAACACUUGCAGGUAGGGUCUGAAGUCUGAACACUUUCAGAUGUCUUCAUAUUUCAGGCGUCAGGAGGUUGAGCCUGACGCACCGCCUCCCGUUCCCCCCGCCUCACCGCCUCCAGUCGCCCAGGGUCUCCGCCGCCGACGCCCUCGCAUCCUUGCUCCCCCGUCCCACCACCCGGCACCGACGCCGCCCCCGUCGACACUUCGCGGCUUCUUCACCGCUCGCCGACGAAGCAGCGCCUCGUAGUCACGCGUCCCCGCAUCUGAGGGGCGCUCCCUCUUUCGCCGAAUCGCGGUCGGUUCCGCCAUGGCGGCGAUGGGGCAGGAGGGGGACGACGUCGACCACUACGAGGUGCUCCGCCUGCCGUCCGGCGAGGAGGGCGCGGCGCUGAGCGUCGAGCAGAUCGAGAAGGCCUACCGGACGCAGUCGCGGCUCCGGCACCCCGACAAGCGCCCCGACGACCCCAACGCCACCGCCGACUUCCAGAGCCUCGCCAGCUCGUACAAGUUUCUCCGGGAUGAGUCCCUCCGCCGUCAGUUCGAUGCCCGCCUCCGUGGCCGCCGCGAGGCCGCCGCCCGCGCCGCUGCCACCGGGGUCAAGCGGCGGAAGGCCGUGUCCGACCUAGAGGAGCGCGAGCGCGCCUUCGCCGCCGGAGGAGGCCCCGCCGUCGACCCCGCCGAGCUGGCCAGGCGAGAGGACAAGCGGAAGGCUGCCGACGUCAAGCGCGAACUCGAUGAGUUCUUCGCUGCCAAGAAGUCCGGCGUCUCUGGCUCUGCUUCGACUCCGCCACAUGGAGAUAAGAAGGGUGGAACUCCAGAGAAUGGACCAAAAACGGACAAGGGUAAGAUCUUGAAGGUUUCUUGGGAAGGGGGUGCAGAUUACUACACUGCAGCAAAGCUGGAUGAGAUCUUUAAGCAAUUCGGCAUGGUUGAAGAUAUUGUGAUCAAGACUAGUAAAUCAAAGAGAAAGGGUUCAGCAAUUGUUGUCAUGGCUUCCAAGGAGGCGGCACAAACUGCACUGAAGAACCAUUCUGUGUACAAUGUUUUCCCUGUCCCAUUAUUUGUUGCUUCUGUUCAAGAAUCGGGAGGGUUACCAGCAAGGUCAACUCAAACACCUGAACCGAGGACAAGCAACAUUGAUGGAACUGGGUUCAGCGAUUUGGAAGCAUCAGUAUUCCAAAAACUUCAAGAGGCCCAGAAAAGGAAGAAAUGUGGAUAGUUGAUGCUCCUCGAGACGUGGGGCAGUGCAAGUUACAGAGGACAUUUCGCUUGACUACAGCUGAGUUGAGUAUCAUCAGGGCAAUCCAGAGUAUAUCAUCAGGGCAACCCAGAGCAAUCUUGUAAUGUCGACUUUCUGGCGGUAUUUUGCAUCUUAGAUACAGUUAGUAGAACCAUUUUUUUUCCUAGGAGAGGUGAAAGGAAACGAAACCAUCCCAUAUGGAUACUUGUGCUUCCCAUCACAUACUUGUCUUGGCGCCAGAAGCUAUUUUCGUAGCCCACACUGAAAGCAAACAAUUACUACUACUACUAAAUUACUGUCGGUCUUGGGUUAGAUAGAUAUGCUGAUGGAAGACAAGUGCAUAAUAAUUUGUAUACAUGAUUGUUGUACUGUUAAUCUUAACCAUUUACGCAGUA